AUGGAGACAGUUGGUGAAAGCACGAUUCCUUCACUUAGGGAUGAAUCAGACGACGAAGAAGAGAUGGAGAGACAUGCUUUCCGGGUUGAAGAAGAUGUAGCUGCAUUCAUCAACGAACCUCCCAUCCGGCAUAACAUCUAUCCCGAUACCGAGACUGAUAGUGAUACAGAUGAGGAGAAAGAUGGUGAAGAGCAACAAAUGAAACGACAGAGGACAAGAGAGCGUUAUCGAAUCAGAAGAGGUGACGGGAAUCUCUUCGAGGGCCAAGUAUUCUUCAAUGGAGUUGCAUUCAAAGAGGCGGUAUUGGACUACGCUCUGAAGACUGGUCACAAUAUCAAGCAGUAUAGGUACGACAAAACCAAACUUGGUUUUAGUUGUGUUGGUCGGAAUGUAGAUUCACACUGUCAGUGGCGUGUUUAUUGCUCGAGUAAAGGAGAACCAGAGAGAUGGUAUGUUAAAGUGUACAAGAAUGAACACAGUUGUGUUCCAAAUGGAGAAUGUGAGAUGCUUAAGGUCCCGGUGAUAGCUAGGUUAUUUGUUGAUAAGAUAAGAGAAGAACCAAAAUAUUUCAUGCCAAUGAAGAUAGAAGAACUGAUCAAGGAGAGGUGGAAGAUCACGGUUUCUAGAGCACAAUGUCAAGCUGCCCGAAAUAAAGCAAUGGGGUGGAUUGAGAAGGAGUAUGAUACUCAGUUUGCUCGAAUCCGAGACUAUGCUGCCGAGAUUCUCGAGUCAAAUAUCAACUCUUCGGUGGAAGUCGAGACCAAGAGAAAUGAGGAAGGAAAAGAUGUGUUCGACCGUUUCUAUGUGUGUUUCGAUGUGCUUAGGAGAUCAUGGAAAGCUAUGUGUAGACCUCUUAUUGGGAUGGAUGGCACAUUCUUAAGAGGGAAAACUAAAGGACAAUUGUUAGUGGCUCUUGGUCGAGAUGGGGAUAAUUCAAUCUACCCCAUUGCUUGGGCAGUUGUUCAAGUAGAAAAUACUCCAAAUUGGAUAUGGUUUGUGAAGCAUAUCAAGACAGACUUGGGUUUAGGAGAUGGUGAUGGAUAUAUUAUGGUCUCCGAUCGUCAGAAGGGACUGAUCAAGGCAGUUCAGUUGGAGCUUCCGAAGAUGGAGCAUAGAAUGUGUGUUAGACACAUUUAUGGAAACGUGAAAGCUAAACAUGGAAAGAAGAGUGACAUGAAGCCAUAUAUUUGGCAACUUGCUUGGAGCUACAAUGAGGCGGAGUACAAGGAGAAUCUAGAUAGGCUUUUCAACUACGACUCAGAGGUGUAUGCAGAUGUGAUGAAGACUAAUCCAAUGACUUGGGUUAGAGCUUUCUUCAAGUUGGGGAACUAUUGUGAGGACGUUGAGAACAACUCAACCGAAUCUUUCAACGCCUCCAUCGUUUGUGCCCGUGAAAAGCCAAUGGUACCAAUGUUGGAUACCAUUGCACGUCUUGCAAUGGUGCGUAUCGCUUCUAGAUAUCUGAUUGCUCAAGACCACAAGAGCAUAUGCACACCUUAUGUGGUUGAUAUACUUGCUUUGGAGCACAAAAAAGCAUCAGAGUGUACUAUUUAUAGAAGCACAAAUGGUAUGUGGUUGGUGAAUGUUGACUCAUGUUCUUACCGUGUCAAUUUGGAGAAUCGAACAUGCACGUGUAUGAGGUGGGAUAUCACUGGGAUCCCUUGUGAACAUGGAUACGGUGUCAUCUUGGAUAGAAAACUAGAGGCUGAGGAUUUUGUGUGUCACUGGUUUCGGACGACAGUGUGGAGGAGGACAUACGAAGAGGGCAUAACACCAUUGAGAGGAGCACGAUUUUGGCCGACUUCUUCAGCCCCUGAAGUGCAUCCAGCUCCUGAGCCACACCAGCCUGGUCGCAAAAAGAAGAAAGACAACAAAAGGAAAAAGGGCAAAAAUGAGUCUCCUGUGAAGAAGAAACCGAAGGCGUUGAAGCGCAUUAUGCAUUGUGGACUUUGUGGUGCGCCUAACCACAAUAUUCGUUUUCAUAAGGAGGGACCCCAUAAGAAGGUUCCACAAGCUGAACCAUCUCAAACUUUUGCCAGUCAAGGUGAAUCCCCUGAUGUUAUUUAUCGGUAA
Molecule: messenger RNA, 2073 nt
Organism: Brassica napus (rape)
Lineage: Eukaryota; Viridiplantae; Streptophyta; Magnoliopsida; Brassicales; Brassicaceae
Exons: 3
Coding region: 1-2073 (690 amino acids)
Molecular function (GO): zinc ion binding
Source: RefSeq, a predicted model, not a curated record